GGUAAGUCCUAGUUAGAGGGCAGCCCCAUCGAAGCGCCGCUGUCCAGCGCGCGCCGAGGCACGCCCGUCGAGUCCCGUCGAGGCCACCACCGCUGCCCCAGCAUCACCUGUGGAGCCGCAACGCCAUCGAGGCAGCCCAGACGCCGCUGUAGCCUACGCCCACGAAGAGGACCAAAUUCACACCUAUAGCAAGCUCGAACGAUGGGCGACGACGCCCAGAAGAAUGUGGAAUUCACGAACAUGUGGGGCGCGCGCCUGCGGCUGCCCUGCGACAUGCCCGACGACAUCCUGAAGGAUGCGAUCCAGACGUUCCACGAGGAGCUCGGCGCGCUCCAGGCCGAGGGCAAGUCCUACGACGACGAGGACGCGGGCAACGCGUCCGUGGGCCGCAUAAAGAAGAAGUUCGACGAGAAGUGGAGCCCCUACUGGCACGUCGUCGUGGGCCGGAGUUAUGGGGCCUUCGCGACGCACGAGACCCGGCACUUCUGCUCCUUCAAGGUCGACAACUUCGCCGUGAUGAUGUACAAGACGGCAUAGGCGCUAAGGGUCUUUGGUUAGUAGGUUUCGUUUGCGCGGCGGCCGGAGGUGCUAGCGACCGGUAAG
Molecule: messenger RNA, 603 nt
Organism: Pelagomonas calceolata
Lineage: Eukaryota; Pelagophyceae; Pelagomonadales; Pelagomonadaceae
Source: the annotation of a GenBank genome assembly